CCCGUGACCGAUAAAGUUGACGAUGCUACUGGCGGUGUCACCGAGAAGGUUGGUGACACCGCUGGUGAUGCUACCGAUAAGGUUGGCGAGACUACUGACGAUGCCACCGAUAAGGUCGGCGAGACUGCUGACGAUGCCACCGAUAAGGUCGGCGAGACAGCUGAGGACGCGAAGGACACCGUCGAUGAGACCACCGCAGGUGCCAAGGAUACCACUGAGGAAGGUGUCGAGGGUGCUAAGGAUACCACGGACGAGACUACCGAAGGCGCUAAGGGAGAACUGCCAGAAGGCGCUGAGGAGGGUGUCGAUGGUGCUAAGGAUAUCACUGACGAGACCACCGAAGGCGUUAAGGGAGAACUUCCAGAAGGUGCCGAGGAGGGUGUCGAGGGUGCUAAGGACGUAACCGAAGAGGGUGUUGAGGGUGUCAAGGACACCGCAGAGGAAGAUGUUGAAGGAGUCACGGAAGGUCUUCCUGAGGGUACCGAGGGAGUCGAGAAGGAACUCCCUGAGGGUGCGGAAGAGGGCGUUGAAGACGUUAAUGAUACUGCCGAGGGCAUUGAAGACGAAGCUGGUGAGGCUGUCGAGGGCGCUCAGGAGGAAACCGACUCCAAGGUUGGCGAUCUUGAAGCGCCUAUUGAGAUCCCUGAGUUCGCCCCCUCUGUGGCCCAGAAGGUCGUUGCCAUGUUCGAAGGUCCCUUCAGAGUCUCCGAGGAUGGUCAAGUCCAGGAUCAAAACGGCAAGAUUCUGGGCAAGCUCGCCGAUGAUACUGACCUCCAGAACCUUAUUGGCAAGGACAUCAAGGGCAUCGACGAGAACGGUAACCUGCUCGGUGAUAAUGAGACUGUUCUUGGCAAGGUCGAUCUUGUCCCUGAGGGCCAAGAACAAGCUUCCCAACAUUUCCAUUCUUGAGGGCUUGACCAUCAACAAGGUCGGUAACGUUGUCAACGAGAAGGGCAACGUUCUCGGUCGUGUUGUGGAGGGUUCUGACCUGAAGAAGUUGGUUGGCAAGCAACCUGAUGCUGAAGGCAAGGUCUGGGAUAACAAGGGCAACGUCAUUGGCGAGGUUGAGGUUUUACCCGAGGCUGAUGUGAGCGAGGAUGCUCCCUUCCAAGACUUCCCAGACGCCAUUGUCGACAAGGGCGGAAUUGUUGUUUAUGAGGGCCGUCAAGUUGGUGUUGUUAUCGAAGGUGACCAUGAGAAGUUAAUCGGGAAGAAGGUUGAUUCUGAUGGAGACAUUCUCGACAAGAACGGCAACGUUGUCGGCAAGGCUGAGCGCAAGGAAGCUGAAGAGGCUGAGCCUGAAGCUGAGCCCGAACAGGUUGAUUAUUCUGUCCUCAAAGACAAGAAGGUUAAUAAGCUCGGUAAUGUUGUCGAUGACAAGGGUACCAUCUGGGGUCGUGUUGUCUCCGGUAUCCUGCAGCACCUCAUCGGCAAGAAAGUUGGCUCGACCACUGGCGAGAUUUUCAACGAUGCUGGCAAAGUUAUCGGAAAGGCUGAGCCCGUUCCCGAUGAGGAGCGCGAGGAAGCGAAGGAACCCUCACCUUUCGAGGACUUUCCCAACGCUACAGUCGGUGAUGCUGGCAAGGUCCUUUACAACGGUGAACAGGUCGGUGUUGUCGUCGAGGGCGACCACAAAAAGCUCAAGGGCAAGACUGUGGAUCCCGACGGUGAUAUCCUAGACAAGAACGGCAACACGCUCGGCCAUGCUGAGCGCUGGGAGCCUGAGGAAGAGGAGCCCGAGGCUGAGAUUGACAACUCUGCCCUUGCUGGCAAGCGUAUCAACAAGGCCGGCAAUGCUGUCGACAGCCGUGGUGAGAUCUUCGGUCGUGUCAAGGAGGGAGAUCUUGCUCGCCUCAUUGGCAAGAUGUGUGACAAGCACGGUUUCAUCCGCAACGAGGGCGGUGAUGUUAUCGGCAAGGCCGAACUCAUCCCCGAAGCCGAGCGUGAGGGUCUCAAGGAGGGACCUUUCACUGAGCUAUCUGGCUGCACUGUCAACAAGGAGGGUCACGUUGUCACCCCUGGCGGUGAUAUUGUUGGUCGUCUCACUACGGGCGACGCUAAGACUCUCGCCGGUCGUGCUGUUGAUGAUGAUGGUGAUAUCCUCGACAAGAAUGGCAAUGUCCUGGGCCAUGCCGAGCGCUGGGAGCCUGAGGAGAAGGUUAAGGAUGUCAGCCCCUUAUCUGGCCGCAAGGUCAACAAAGAGGGCAACGUUGUUGAUGAGAAUGGCGAUCUCAUCGGUAAGCUGACAAGCGGCGACUUGAGCUUGUGCGCUGGCAAGAAAGUUGACGAUGACGGUGACGUUAUCGACCAGAAGGGUACUACCAUUGGCCACGUCUCCCUGUUGGAAGACAUUGUCGAGCCGGAGAAGAAGGAUCCCAAGGACAUCAGCCCUAUGUCUGGCCGUAAGGUCAAUAAGGAAGGUAAUGUCGUUGAUGAGAACGGCGAUAUCCUCGGCAAGCUCACUAGCGGUGACUUGAAUCUGUGCACCGGCAAGAAGAUCGACGACGACGGUGAUGUUAUCACUUCUCAGGGCGGUAUUGUUGGCCAUUGCACCUUGAUCAGUGACAUCCCUGAGCCCGAGCCUGAGCCUGAACAGGAGACUGAGGAGCAGAGGAAGGAGCGCGAGAAGCUUGAGAAAGAUCGUGAGAUCGCUGGACGCAUUUCUGCUUGCAUCCAACAGUCGCUCGACAGAAUCCGCCCCAUCUGCAAACAGAUUACUGAUCAUAUUGAUCGUGCUGAGCGCACAGAUGAAGCGGAGCGGGACGAGGAACAACUUGUUCGAACCGUCAAACCCCUGAUCGAGGAAGGUGGUAAGAUCCUUACCGAGGCCAACGGUGUCAUUCGUGGUCUUGAUCCCGAUGGUCGCAUUUCCGAGACUGCCAAAGGAAAGGCUGCUUCCCGUGAGGCUACUCCCGAGGAGUACCAUCUCGCCGAGCUACUCAAGGAGCUCACUGGUACCGUCACUGAGACCAUUGAGAACGGCAAGCGCAGACUCGAAGAUAUGAAGUACGCCAAGAAGCAGAUCAACCCUCUCUGGGGUCUUCUCUCGGAGCCCUUGGCUCAGAUUAUUGCUGCCGUUGGACUUUUGCUCAGCGGAGUUUUGGGCUUGGUAGGCAAGCUUCUCAAUGGUCUUGGACUUGGUGGCAUCCUCAACGGCCUCCUCGGUGGUCUCGGUAUCACCAAGGUUCUCGAUGGUUUAGGCCUAGGCAGUAUUGUCGGUUCUGUCACUGGGCAGGACAAGAAGAAGGGUGGCAAGAGCGGUGGUGGCGGCCUUCUCGGAGGAAUCUUGUAAGCGCUUGAAGCGGUCACUGUUAAUGGCAUCCUAAUGUGGUAAUUGGGCUCGAGGCAUGAGAUUU
Molecule: messenger RNA, 3356 nt
Organism: Truncatella angustata
Lineage: Eukaryota; Fungi; Ascomycota; Sordariomycetes; Amphisphaeriales; Sporocadaceae
Exons: 3
Coding region: 446-3292 (948 amino acids)
Source: RefSeq, a predicted model, not a curated record